AAUGGCGCUCAAUCAGGAGAUCGAUCAGUUGUCGAACAGCAAUCUCGUCGUGAGGAUCGAUCAAAAUUCGGAAUCCGAUCUACAGGCUCUGUUCGACACGGUCUUGAAGCCGGACUCGAAACGUCCGCUUCAAGUGCCGUUGCGUAUGCGCAAUUUACCCGACUCGUUUUUCAACCCACCAUCGACCGGCAGUAGAAGCCCGUCGAUCUCGCAUUCGCGCGAAAAUUCAGCCGACUCGGCUUUCGGCGCCGGCGGCAGCGGAGGCGCUUCCGGCGCGGUAACGGGAAGCGCCGGAGGACGUAACGCGGAAUCGUCCGGCGGUGGCGGCGGCAGUGUAGCCGGCGGUGGUAACGUCUCCGUCGUGGGUGGUGGCGCCGGUGGCGGGGGCGGGGGUGGUGGGGCCGGUGGUAGCGUUGGCGUAGCGAAUGGUAGCGGAGGCGGUCCGGCCGGCGGAGGAAGCGCCGGCGGCGGUGUCGGAGGAGCUGGGGGAGUCGUCUCGGCCGCGGCCGCAGCGGCGAACGCGAACGUCAGCGGAGGCAACAGCGGACCUGCUGGCGGAACGGCGAACGGCGGUCCGCCGAACGGUGCGGCCGGCGCCUCUGCGGGCACGGCCGCGAGUGCGAGCGCCGGGAGCGGACCGGCCGGAAGCGCCGCUGCCGCUGGCGCGGCAGCAGCGGCAGCAGCAGCAGCAGCCGCGGCAGCGGCCGCCGCAGCGGCUGGUUUGACGGUCGCGCAUCCGCGCGCUCACAGCAGCCCUGCAUCCCUGCAGCAAACUUACGCGUCCGCGCAGCAGGCGCAGCAACACGCGCCGCAGCCGCACGCGCGUCACCACCAUCAUCAGAAGCAACGCAGUUACGACGUCAUCAGCACGGUCGACGACCUGGGACCCCUGCCACACGGAUGGGAACAGGCGCGUACUGCCGAGGGACAGAUCUAUUUCCUCAACCACUUGACGCGAACCACGACAUGGGAAGAUCCGCGAAAAACUGUCGCAGCUCAGAACGUGGCUCAAGUCGCCGCUCAGGUGGAGAGCGGAAAGUCUUCGGCUGCCGGCAAUACUUUAGGCCCUCUACCGGAUGGAUGGGAGCAAGCGCGAACACCGGAAGGAGAGAUUUACUUUAUAAAUCAUCAAACGCGUACCACUUCGUGGUUCGAUCCCAGAAUCCCGACUCAUCUUCAGCGAGCUCCGUCAUCCGGUGCCAUGCUGCCACAAAAUUGGCUUCAGCAACCUACGGCUGGUGGUAUACCUAACAAUCAAACAUUGCAAGCUUGUCAACAGAAAUUACGUCUUCAAUCGUUACAAAUGGAACGUGAGCGUCUGAAACAACGGCAACAGGAGAUCAUACGCCAGCAAGAACUGAUGCUCCGACAAACUAAUACGGAUGCUGCCAUGGAUCCAUUUUUAUCGGGAAUCAGCGAACAACACGCGCGUCAAGAGAGCGCGGAUAGCGGUUUGGGUCUUGGCUCUGCCUAUUCGUUACCACACACUCCGGAAGAUUUUCUAGCGAAUAUCGACGAUAACAUGGAUAGUACCAGUGAUGGCGGUGCUCCCAUGGAAACUCCUGAUCUCUCCACUCUGAGCGACAAUAUCGAUUCGACCGACGAUCUCGUACCGUCGCUACAGCUUAGCGAAGACUUCAGUAGCGACAUUCUCGAGGAUGUACAGUGUUUCAUAGGCCCUAAUACGAUAAAACCUGAGAACGUGCUGACAUGGCUCUAAGUAUGGACGGCCGCGGAAUUUGUUCGCAUAUACCGAAGAUAUUCGGCUCCUUCUAAUUACGACGGACGGACGGUAUUAGAAUUUUUCUUCCAGCAACAGCCGUCCGUUCGUCGGAAUUCGAGCGGAGCAAGAAUCCAGUAUGAACUCGUGCCGCGCGUUAAACCACCUUGUCCGUUCUAGGACCGUGUCGAGACUUUAUUGUUGUCGAUUCGCACGGAAAAAUACCGCGAGAUUUUUUCGCUCGCAAGGAAGAUAUGUUACCGAGCAGCGAGAGAAUCUCACGGUUCUCGUAACCUCGCCACGGUCGUAAGACGAACAGGAAAUCAACAUGGAAAUACGUGAGAGCGCAAAGACUCGGAGCGCCUAGCAACGAAAACGUGACGAUAGGACCAACGACAAGACUCCAAACGCGACACCAACGAAAAUACUCGUCGCGAGAAGGCUACUCUUCUUCUUCGACGACACGGCCAGUGGCGCCAAAGCGCGUUUUACAUCUCUUUAUACUACUAUACUUGCGUAACACUCGAAGAGUCGUGCCUUCCCACUCGUUUUUUCUAAAUCGAUCACACCCAUUGAAACAACGAAGAAACUAAUAUUUUAUAUGGAUGCGUCUUACUCGCCAUCGAUAACGCACAAUUUAUAUUUUGCGACCGAACCAUUGUUACUCAAGUUUUCAAUGUUAUUCCAAUGUUAUGCGCGAGAACGAAGGCACACCUUUCCGACGCGUUCACAGUCUAUACGUAAGAAUGGCAAAGAUCUUUGGACUAUAUUUGUACAACGAAAAGAAGCAUCUACCGAAUUCGAAACUGAACACGAAGUAUUUUUUGUUUUUGCUAAAUACGAACGGUAUAGUCUACGUUUCCCGAGCAAGAUACGAUGAAAGAAAAGUUAUAUCGUAACGGAUUCGUUCGAAUCGUAGUCCAAAGUAGAUAUAUAUAUAUAUAUGUAUAUAUAUAUAUUUAUAUAUAUAUAUAUACACACAUAUACAUAUAUUAUGAUUCAAUUUCGAUCAUACUCGGAGUAUAUUUUACGAGCGAUUAUAUGCUAACCGAAGUGCCUUAUCUCUGCAAUCUAUUUUCGUCGACGAUCCUCGGUCGUCGUUUUUCAAAGCAAUAACCGUCCAUACGAAACUUUGAUGUGAACAUGUGGUAAUUGUUAAAAUAAGUAACAUGUUUUAAACCCUUGAAACGUUUCAGUGAAAGGGACACGAAAUGAAUAUAUAUUUUUUUAUAUAUAUAAAGUCUAUACUUGUUACGAAUUGCAGUUAUAUUGGUAUUUUCAAAAAUCAUGUUAGAUCGUAUAAAAAGUUCUCUUACGUUUUAUACUACACACGAUUAUAUAAUGGAGAUUACAAAAGAAGAAAAUAUAAUCAUAUUUAUAGAUUCUAUGAAAUAUCUUAGCCAUAAGAAUUUUUGCGCGUAAACCCGUUCUGGGUCUGGUGAAGUAGCCGGUGAAGGAGGGCCGUUGAAGUGUACUUUCUGUUUUCUCAGAAACAACGUAGCAGAGUUAUUACCGAUAAUCAAAGUGACUUGGUAAAGAAGAUAACACGCGUAUAGAUAUAUAAUUAGUUACGUGGCAGCUUAGCGUAUACAACUAAAACGAUGAAUGACGUGGCCACUUGGCGUCGCUAACGUAUCAUCAUUUUUCUGUUUUUCGAUCGUUGACGCGGAUGACUCUUCUUACGAACUCCUAUCCGUGAGAAAACUUGAUUUGAAAAUGCGUCAUCGUGGCCGCGUUGAUUCACCGAAAAUAGAUCGUCGUGUACUAGAUAUAAAUUACGUAUAUAUUGUAAAGUUUUUGUUUUCUCGCGAAGGCGACAAGCUCUCCCAUCUUUUCUCAUCAUUAAGGAAAAUUUUCGGAGAUGCAUUCGUUAUAUUCAUUUCGUUAUUCGCGAAACUCUGAGAUUUGACAUGUUUUGUUUAAUAUCAGCCGUGCGAAUAUCGAUUAUAUGACUCAUUCAUAUGAAAAAAAAAGAAGAAAAAGUAUAAAAUGAUUAUUAUAGUAUUCUCGUUUAUAUAUUCGUCACUCUUUUAUGUUAUCGGAUAAAAAUUUCUUCAAGAACGAAGUUGCACGGUAGUUUAUAAGCAUGUCAAAAGCUGUAAUACACGGCGAACGUAUUUCUUUCCUAUUUUCUUCUUUUAAUUUUUUUUUUUCUUCAUUUUACCGAGACCACUUAAUCUAAAGAGAAUAUAGACGAACGAUCAUGUCACGAUUCGUAUUCGUACCUCAUACUCUUGCCUAUUGAAAAUUAUUUUUUUUAUAUCGAUUGACAAAUUUCUAAACGAAUAUAUAUUACACAUAUAAGUAUAUACACAAAAUGCGUUUAUAUAUAUACACACAGACACACACGUUUAUAUAUCUACACCCAUACACAUAUAUCUAUACCGCGCGAGUGCGUGAUUUCCGUUUGAUUUGUUCAAAAAAGAAUUUUCGUAGAUAAAAGGGCUGAGGUACAAAUGUCGAGUCGAUAAAUGCGUUUACUAUAUAAGAAUGAACGUUAAUGAUUUUUCGAAAUCGUAUAGGUAAUCACGGGAUAAUGGCCGAUCGUCGUCAUCUCAUCGACCGUUAUCGCGAAAAAAGUUUAUUAUAGGUAUUUCUGUACACACUAUCGAUAAUUCUUUUUUUUUUCUUUUCGUUGUAAGUCGAAUAUGCAAUAACUUCCAGGUAAGUCGAAAUAAGUUCGUUGAGCUCGAAGGCGAUCAAACGGCGAUCCGCGAGCGACCAGAAAGAGAAAAAGUGUUCUCGAUCGAUCGGUCCGGUUUAUUAUUACUAUCUUUCGAACCAGCAUGGACUUAUGGAUUGUCCGUCGAACAUGUUAAUAUGUCGUAACACAUCCAUAGAGAACGUACACAAGUUUCACUUUUUUCCGUUCGCACACGGGUCGACGUUCGUUCGAGCCAGGUUUUAUAAUGUAUUAUUUUAAAUAUGAAUUAACGAUAAUCUUACUUUUACGAUAGUGUAUCUUGCUUUUAAUCUAAACUGAACUUACUUUACGUUAGAGAGGAGCAUCGCGAAGGAAAUACCAUAAGUGCGGACGACGUUCGCGAAGUUAAAAAGUGUUCGAUACAAAAUUGUGCAAGGUGACAAGGUGCAUUCGAGGAACUCCCCCUUUUCUUAGAUGGUGAAUGCGCAUCCAUAAUGUACGUAUAUAUAUGUAUAUAUGUAUAUAUAUAUGUUCGCUUUCGUGCAUAUAUUUCUAUAUAUACAUAUAUAUACAUACAUACAUACAUACGUAUAUCUAAGAUUAUCUUUACGAGAAGCAAUUAGUUGUUUAAUAUCAGUAUUUAAAUAUGCUCAUUGGCGGUCAUUUGUGACGUACGUUUUUAUAUUGGUAACAAGUGCCUUAGUAAUAACGAUAAUAAUAAAUACGUUGUUUACUUACAUACAAA
Molecule: messenger RNA, 5109 nt
Organism: Vespula vulgaris
Lineage: Eukaryota; Metazoa; Arthropoda; Insecta; Hymenoptera; Vespidae
Gene: yki
Product: transcriptional coactivator YAP1-like
Exons: 6
Coding region: 2-1720 (572 amino acids)
Biological process (GO): positive regulation of transcription by RNA polymerase II; hippo signaling
Cellular component (GO): nucleus; cytoplasm
Molecular function (GO): transcription coactivator activity; protein binding
Source: RefSeq, a predicted model, not a curated record